This is a messenger RNA of Oryza brachyantha (malo sina), 3317 nucleotides long. RefSeq names its product transcription factor MYB3R-1-like. The transcript has 12 exons. Gene Ontology annotation, cellular component: nucleus. Gene Ontology annotation, molecular function: DNA-binding transcription factor activity, RNA polymerase II-specific; RNA polymerase II cis-regulatory region sequence-specific DNA binding. The record is from RefSeq and is a predicted model, not a curated record. Gene Ontology annotation, biological process: regulation of DNA-templated transcription. NCBI's taxonomy places the organism in Eukaryota, Viridiplantae, Streptophyta, Magnoliopsida, Poales, Poaceae. The coding region runs from base 227 to 3229 and encodes 1000 amino acids.
CCGGGUUGCCCGCCCCAGCCUUCCGCAGCCGCCCGGCCGUCGUUGAGCGUCUGGGAGGAUUCGGGCCCCAGAUCCAGCCUCCGCCGGCGGGGAUAUCGCCGCUCCGCCAAAGCGAUUGCUUACGAUAGCUUAUUUCUUGAGGCAACUCCCUGAAGGCCUAACUGAGGCUUGACAGUAUAAUGAUUUUUAUAUCACUUAGAGGUUUCUACUGCAAAGUGAGGAUUGAAUGUCUUCGCUCGCAAUGACAACUAAUAGCGGAAAGGAUCCAAACAAGGGCAGAGAGGCUUCAGGACCUCCAUCAGCUCCUCAAGAAGGUGAAAUCAGCAAAGAACCACAAAGACGACGACCUCUCAAUGGGAGGACCACUGGUCCAACACGGCGUUCCACCAAAGGAAAUUGGACCCCUGAAGAGGACGCCAUAUUGUCCAGGGCUGUUCAGACAUACAACGGGAAGAAUUGGAAAAAAAUAGCGGAAUGUUUUCCGGGCAGAACCGAUGUACAAUGCUUGCACAGGUGGCAAAAGGUUCUAAACCCUGAAUUGGUCAAAGGGCCAUGGUCCAAAGAAGAAGAUGACAUCAUUGUUCAGAUGGUAAAUAAACUUGGACCAAAGAAAUGGUCAACCAUUGCUCAGGCUUUGCCUGGACGUAUAGGAAAGCAAUGCCGUGAACGGUGGUACAACCAUCUUAACCCUGGCAUAAAUAAGGAGGCAUGGACACAAAAAGAGGAAAUUACCCUCAUACAUGCUCAUCGAAUGUAUGGAAAUAAGUGGGCUGAGCUGACAAAAUUUUUACCAGGAAGGACGGACAAUGCAAUUAAAAAUCACUGGAACAGUUCGGUAAAGAAGAAAGUCGACUCAUACAUGUCAUCAGGUUUACUAACCCAAGUCUCGAGUCUCCCUCUAAAUGAAUAUUCUGCACAUUGUAAUUCCUCACCUGCGAUGACCCAACAAAACAGUGAAGAUAGUGGUUGUUUUGCUGUUCAAGAGGUUGAAAAUUCAUCAGGCUGUAGUCAAUCAUCACUUGCCAAGGUUUCUUGCUCCCAAGUGCACAAUACCAGUGUGGCAUUGGGCUGUGAUUUGCAAACAAAUGGGAAUGUUGAUAAGAAUGAAACACAUGAUUCUCAAUCUUCCAUGGGUCACGAAGCAUGCUACACUUCUGCAGAGGCUGCUGCAUCUGUUAUGACUGAUGUGCAUUACCAUGUUUCUUCCUCCAACUUUGAUCCAGAUCAACACUUGCAAGAGGAUUUUGCUCAAGGAUUGAAUUUGCACAUGAGUAUAGAUGAAAUGCCAAGUGCUCCUAAUUCUGCAGAUAACCAGUCUCUUUGCAGUAUAGAAAAUCAUGAAAGAUCCCUGGAAUCAUAUGAUGUAGAAAUGGAGAUGCCUCUCUCUUUGUUACCAAGUGAUUCUGGAGCUGAGCAAAAACUACAUUUCAUGUCCGAAGCUGAUUUCAACAGUCCUAAUUGUUUGAAAUCUGAACUCUGGCAGGAUAUUUCCUUACAGAGCCUUCUUUCUGGACCUGAUGCAGUUCAAACUGAUUGUUUUUCAAGGUUAAAUCAACAAUCGGAUGCACAUUCCUCUAAAGCAGAUACCCAUUUUUUAGCACCAUCCUGCCCGUUACAGACAUCAAAUCCUUCCUGUGUGAUGGAGGAUGCUUACGACCAGAGUCCACAGAUGUCAGUGCCGCCAUCUCUUAUCUGUUCAAAUGUUAUGACUGAUGCACCUUCUGACAACAGACCAGAGCCAAAGGAAAUGCCACUUUCUCAGGCAGAAAUGGUCAUGCAAUCUUCCAGUUCUUCUGGUGAUGCUGAAAUGUUUGCUAACCCUGGUAGUAGCAAUGACUGGCAUGUUCCUUCUUCAACGAUGGGAAGGAUACCUGAAUUUGGGCAUCAACAAGUUACUAAUGUGGAAGAACCUAAAGCCAGUGUAGAGAAAGAGCCAUCGCUUACGCAGAGUAUGACUGCACCAGAUGAAAAGAAGGAACAGGAGGAGGGAGCCCUAUUCUAUGAACCUCCUCGUUUUCCAAGCGUAGAUGUUCCAUUUGUCAGUUGUGAUCUUGUAACCUCUGAAGAUCUCCAAGAGUAUAGUCCCCUUGGCAUUCGGCAGUUGAUGCAUUCCACCAUGAAUGUCUGCACUCCAAUAAGGUUGUGGGGCUCCCCUACCCAUGAUGGAAGCCCUGACGUUUUACUGAAGAGUGUUGCCAAAAGCUUCAUAUGCACACCGUCAAUACUGAAGAAACGGCACAGAGAUUUCUUGUCUCCUAUUCCAGAUAAAAGAAUCGAGAAGAAAUGUGUGACUGACAAGGAUCGUGGGGUAUCAUACACAUCCUCCACCGGCAUUCAAACAUGUUUCAAUGCCACUAACGAUGAUUCACUUAUAACUAAAUCAGUUUUGCGUAUUGAGCGAUCUGCUUCUUCUAAACCUCUGGAAAAGAAUCUUUUCUCUGAUGAAAACAAGGAAAAUUGGACCUACACAACUGAACAGGCAAAAGAUGGACAGAGUGCAAAAAAUGAUGAACACAUGGACGAGCAGGCAAGACAGGAACGCCAUUCUACAACAAAUAUAGCUACUACUUAUGAUGAUCUGCCAGGAAAUUUACAACCUGCAGGUAUUCUUGUUGAGCACAGCAGUGAUGAUCUCGUUUCCCCGGCUUAUGACAAAAAUACCAUGAAUCAGAAGCUAAACACAAAUAUUGAACCUUUAUCGGUCUGUAAGGAGGGAGUGUGUGCUAAAUCAAAGCCCAAGGAACUCAUCGUGGAGAAAUCUUCACCAUGCAUAAAUGUUGAUUAUGAAUAUGUGAACAUAUUUGCUGAUACCCCAGGUAUCAAAAGAGGACUAGAAUCUCCUUCAGCAUGGAAGUCCCCUUGGUUUGUCGAUAUGCAAUUUCAGGGUUCAUACUUCGUCAGCCCAGCUGAUAGAACUUACGAUGCGCUAGGAUUGGUGAAGCAGAUAAAUGUGCAGACUGCUGCUGCUUUGGCAGAAGCCCGUGAGGUGCUGGCAAGCGGCGGCCAAUGUGACAACAUAAACUCUGAUAAGGAAAACAUGCAGAAUCCAGAUGCCAAGGAGGAACCAGGAGCAACCAAAUUGCCAACAAAAAUCAUGGCCGAGGCGAGAAUCCUGGAUUUCAACGAAUGCACACCUGUAAGAUCAUCAGAUAAAAACGCUGGCAGCAGUCUGGGAAGAUCUCUGGGCUCACCUAUUCCAUCGUCCAAUCUUCUGAAAAGUUUUCGAUAGGUAGAUAUACGAGGGAUACACCUCAGACUUGCUGUAACAAUCAUCAUGUGAAUGUUCUUGUAUUACCGUAAAGAAAGCUGCUUCUUGU